Messenger RNA from Dentiscutata erythropus, 3573 nucleotides. NCBI's taxonomy places the organism in Eukaryota, Fungi, Glomeromycota, Glomeromycetes, Diversisporales, Gigasporaceae. The record is from the annotation of a GenBank genome assembly.
AUGUAUCAAAGUUGCAUCCGAUCUCCAAGUCCAAUACGACAUGUUAGUACAAUACUUUCACGUGUUCCCAAGAAUUCCUUUAUACAAACUUCACGUAGUUAUAGCAAAACCACCACAAAUCCUUUUAGUCGAUUACAAUAUACUACUUUAACCUCCAAUAAAAUACAUAAUAAUAUCAGACCUAUUUCUUCUACGUCUCCAUUACACGCACUAAGAACAACAACACGAGUAUCUUAUCACUAUUAUAGUACAUCUACUCAAUAUGAACAUUCAAAACCAAAGCAAGUCAGUGAAGUUAUUCUAAGUAAUGUACCCAAAGCAGACGUGAAAAAAGUACUCGUUGUAGGAUCUGGUGGUUUAUCCAUUGGCCAAGCUGGCGAAUUCGACUAUUCGGGUUCGCAAGCCAUUAAAGCUCUGCGUGAAUCAGGCAUACAUACUAUACUUGUAAAUCCCAAUAUCGCUACUAUUCAAACAUCACAUGCUUUAGCAGAUACCGUUUAUUUCCUACCUGUUACUCCCGAAUACCUUACACAUAUCAUUGAACGAGAACGACCUGAUGGGAUCUUGCUAACUUUCGGUGGUCAAACUGGGUUAAAUUGUGGUAUAAAGUUGGAUCAAAUGGGUGUUUUAACUCGAAAUAAUGUUAAAGUAUUAGGUACGCCGAUUCGUACUUUGGAAGUAAGUGAAGAUAGAGACUUAUUUGCGCAGGCUUUGAAAGAAAUUGAUAUUCCUGUCGCGGAGUCCACUGCAGUUUCUACCAUUGAUGAUGCUCUUGCAGCUGCUGAACAAAUAGGUUAUCCUGUAAUUAUUCGUUCAGCGUUCGCCCUGGGUGGGCUUGGGUCUGGAUUUGCCUCAAACCCUGAAGAAUUACACAGUCUAGCUGCCAAAUCUUUAUCACUGUCGCCUCAAAUCCUUGUAGAAAAAUCAAUGAAAGGUUGGAAAGAAGUUGAAUAUGAAGUUGUUCGUGAUGCAGCAAAUAAUUGUAUUACUGUUUGUAAUAUGGAAAAUUUCGAUCCACUUGGAAUUCAUACUGGUGACUCUAUUGUUGUCGCUCCAAGUCAGACAUUAAGUGAUGAGGAAUAUCAUAUGCUCAGAACUGCAGCAAUUAAGAUUAUCCGUCAUUUGGGGGUAGUUGGUGAAUGUAACGUCCAAUAUGCUUUAAAUCCAGGAAGUCUUGAAUACAAAGUCAUUGAGGUGAAUGCUCGUCUUAGUCGUAGCAGCGCUUUGGCUUCCAAAGCCACUGGAUAUCCUCUUGCUUUCAUUGCGGCAAAGAUUGCAUUGGGUCACACGCUUACUGAACUUCCAAAUUUAGUAACCAAAACUACUACUGCAUGUUUUGAACCUUCAUUGGAUUACAUUGUCACAAAAAUUCCUAAGUGGGAUCUAAGAAAAUUCCAACACGUCAACCGUAAUAUUGGUAGUUCUAUGAAAAGUGUAGGUGAAGUUAUGGCAAUAGGUAGGACAUUUGAAGAAAGCUUACAAAAGGCCGUCCGUCAAGUUGAUCCUUCAUUUAAGGGUUUCCAAUCCUUGGAAUUCCAAGAUCUUGAUAAAACACUUAAUGAUCCAACCGACCUUCGAUUGUUUGCCAUUGGUCAAGCGAUGCUUGAAAAGAACUACACUAUCGAUCAAAUUCAUGAUCUUACCAAGGUUGAUAAAUGGUUCCUUUAUAAACUUGGAAAUAUUGUUAACAUUCAGCAUGAUCUAAAACAUGCUGGAAAAUUAGAAAAUGUAUCCGAGACUUUAUUAAAAGAAGCCAAGAAAAAAGGAUUUUCAGACGCACAAAUUGCAACUUUAUUACAAGAAACUACCGAAGAUCAAGUACGCAAAGCGAGAAAGGAUCAUGGAAUUACACCAUACGUCAAGCAAAUUGAUACUCUUGCAGCCGAAUUUCCUGCCAAGACGAAUUAUUUGUACACCACCUACAAUGCUACAUCUCACGACAUAGAAUUUAAUGAUUACGGAACUAUGGUAUUAGGUUCUGGAGUAUAUCGCAUUGGUUCAUCUGUCGAAUUUGAUUGGUGUGGGGUUUCAGCUAUUCGUGCCCUUCGUAGAAUGGGCAAGAAAACUGUCAUGGUGAAUUACAAUCCAGAAACUGUUUCCACUGAUUUUGAUGAAUGUGAUAGACUCUAUUUUGAGGAACUUUCGUAUGAGCGUGUAAUGGACAUUUAUGAAGCAGAAAAAGCAAAAGGUGUUGUAGUAUCUGUGGGUGGACAAUUACCACAAAAUAUUGCUCUGCGUUUACAUGAAAAUAAAGUAAAUGUCUUAGGAACAAGCCCUGUCUCAAUUGACAAAGCUGAAGAUCGGUUCAAAUUCUCGAAAGUUUUGGAUGAAAUCGGUGUAGACCAACCUGAAUGGAAGGAAUUAUCCAGUUUAGAAGAGGCUGAACAAUUUGCUGAUAAAGUUGGAUACCCAGUUCUUGUUCGUCCAUCAUACGUUUUAUCAGGUGCUGCCAUGAACGUUUGUCAUACACGCGAGGCCUUACAUAAGAAUCUUUCUGAGGCUGCAUCAGUUUCACCAUUACAUCCCGUAGUAAUUACCAAAUUCAUAUCACCUGCUGCUGAAAUUGAUGUAGAUGCAGUUUCAUAUAAGGGUAAAUUAUUAGUUCACGCAGUCUCUGAGCAUGUAGAAAACGCUGGUGUCCAUUCUGGUGAUGCUACUCUAGUAUUGCCUCCAAGUGAUACUAAUGCAGAAACUAUGGCACGAUUGAAGGAAAUUGCUGCAAAAGUUGCUAAAGCAUUCGAUAUUACUGGACCUUUUAACAUGCAAGUUAUCAGAAAGGAUAAUCCAAAUGGAGAAUCAGAACUGAAGGUUAUUGAAUGCAACCUUCGUGCUUCACGAUCAUUUCCAUUCGUGUCUAAAGUACUUGGAACAAAUUUCAUUGAUAUUGCUAUGCAUGCAUUAUGUGAUCACCAAGUUCCAGCGCCAGUUGAUCUUAUGGAAUUAAAGAAAGAUUAUCAAGCUGUUAAAGUACCGCAAUUUUCCUGGACACGCUUACAAGGUGCAGAUCCUUUCCUCGGUGUUGAAAUGGCAUCCACUGGUGAAGUUGCUUGUUUCGGUAAAGACAAAUAUGAAGCAUAUUGGUCUGCUAUCCAAUCUACACAAAACUUCCGAAUCCCUAAACCAGGAAGUGGUAUACUUUUAGGAAGAGAUAAUUUGACGGAAGAUGAUGACUUUUAUGCUGUCGCUCAUACACUCUCUAAAGAUUUAGGACACCCAUUAUUUACAUCAUCACCAAAAACGACAGAACACCUUGCGAAACGAGGUAUUAAAGCCACAACACUAAUCUUACCAGAACAUAACAAACGCGCAUUGCAUCAAGUGUUCAAAAGUAAUAAGAUUGAUUUCGUUUUCAAUCUCGCACAACUUCGGGCAGCAGAUACAAGCGAUGAGAAUUAUAUUGCCAGAAGAUCUGCUGUAGAUUUUGGCAUUCCUUUGGUCAAUGACAGUAAAUGUGCUAGAUUAUUUGUUGAAGCUUUUAAGAGAAAACGUCAAGAAUUGGGCAGCCUAUCUGAUGGUCAAUAUCCAGGUGAAGUUAAAAGUUGGUCAGAAUUUAUUGGAGGAAGGCAUUGCUAA